Messenger RNA from Ruditapes philippinarum (Manila clam), 2198 nucleotides. RefSeq names its product metalloproteinase inhibitor 2-like. Lineage: Eukaryota; Metazoa; Mollusca; Bivalvia; Venerida; Veneridae. Gene Ontology annotation, molecular function: protease binding; metalloendopeptidase inhibitor activity. Gene Ontology annotation, biological process: negative regulation of membrane protein ectodomain proteolysis; negative regulation of endopeptidase activity. Gene Ontology annotation, cellular component: extracellular matrix. The record is from RefSeq and is a predicted model, not a curated record.
GACAAUACUCGGAGUACUUUCAUAUAUUGUAAGUACCAAAACAAACUAAGAAAACAAGUGUAUAACCAGUCAAAUUAAAGUUUGAAUUUUGGAGGAGGACCAGUCUAUGACAGGACAAUGUUGUAUGUACUACUACUGUUGAUUGCUGCGACCAGCGUUUCUCACAUAGAGGCAUGCUCCUGUCUACAGUCACAUCUACAAUCACUAUACUGUGAUGCUGAUUUUGUGAUGCAAGUACGGUUACGUGGUCCACCAGAAGAGAUAUACAGGAAAGAGGAGACAGAAGAUUUUGAUGAGACUUCAAAUAGUUACCGUACAUUCAUUAAUAGAAGAGUAACUGCCAUCAAAUAUAAUGUAAAAAUCAGGCAAAUCUAUAAGCUGAAAGAUAAUUCUACUGGUUUGGACAAGAAUAGUACAGUAACAGAAAUCUUCACAGGGCCUAAUGAUGGGUUAUGUGGUGUCCAGUUAUUUGAACGGACCAACUACCUUCUAUCAGGGAAAUAUUCCAAUGGUGCCCUGCAUAUUGAUAUAUGCAGUUCUAUUGCUAGUCCUUGGUCAUUUAUAACAAAGAUGCAGAAGAAAGGACUUCGCUUUACUUAUAAAAGAUCAUGUGAUUGUAAUAUACAAAACAUUAACUAUGUUGAUGAAGUUGAUCCGAAGGCAUGUGUAUGGGAUCCACGUAAAGUUGAUGGCAACUGUUACGAGAGACAAACUGCGUGUAUUCUUGACAAGAACAGCUCAACGGGUGGCUGUAAAUGGCAGCGGAACGGAAAACUGAAGGCAUGUCGUCUGGAUGCAAAAUCAAAAAGAAAGCUGCCUUAAAAUGAGAAUGAUAAACAUUUACUUUAACUUAAACUUUGUGUAGUUUACCUUAAAUUUGUGAAAUUUAAGGUACUUUGAUUGUGUCAUUUGCCUAAACUUUGUGAAGUUUAUGGUACUUCAUGUUGCUUACCUAAACUUUAAUUUUGUAAAGUUUACUUUAACUUUCUGAAGAUUAAGGUAUUUUGUGUAGUUAACUUCAGCUUUGUGAAGUUUAUGGUACUUUGUGUGUUUUGCCUAAACUUUGUGUAUUUCUACUUUUUGUGAAGUUUUAUGUUCUACAAUGUAUGUCAGGUUUACCUUAAAUUUUGUGUAGAUUACUUUAUCUUAAAAUGUUUCAUAUAUUUGUACAUGUUUUGGUUAUUAAAUAAGAAAUAAGAGCCACGUCAUGACAAAACCAUUAUAAUGGGUUUGCGACCAGCAUGGAUCCAGAUCAGCCUGCACAUCUGCGCAGUCUGAUCAUGAUCCAUGCUGUUCGCUAUCAGUUUCUCUACUUGUAAUAGGGUUUGUAAGCGAACAGCAUGGAUUCUGAUCAGACUGCGCGGAUGCGCAGACUGGUCUGGAUCCAAGCUGGUCGCAAACCCAUUAUGUUGGUUUUGUCAUGACGCGGCUCAAAUAUUUAGGUUGAUGAAAAAUCAUGACCUAAUUGUAUCAUUUUUCAGAAGCAGUUUCUGUGACUCUCUUAAAUUUUAAUAUACAAACAAAGAGUAAUGUCGGCAUUUUACAAAGAUAGAGUAAAAUCUGGCAGUAUAAGUCAGUCAAUAUAAAGAUGAUUCUUUUUCACUGUAAUCUUUUCUUAUUUAGGGUAUCAUUACUGUAUGUGAUUAUAUAAUUAACACAUGGGUCUGUGGGUAACAGUAAAAAUAUCAUCCCAAGGAAAAUCUCAGCUAACAGUAUUUUUACAAGGAAUAAUAUUUUAACUGUUGAUAAAUUCAGAAUGAAAAAAAUAACCUCUGUAUACAGUUCAAAGGUGGUAUUAUUGAAAAACCCUUUUUACAUGCCCCAUAUGGCAGUGUCUGUGCAUAUGCGCGCAAGGCAGGAAGCCCCCAAUGUUGACAAGGUCUUGUUUUGACAACACACAAGUGAAAGUAAUCUAAAAAGAAAAAGUUUGUACCUAGUUCACUAUCUGAGUGAUUUGGAACAUUUUUUUUAAAGAAUCAAGCAUUUAAAGAAAAUAUAUGGGAACCGCCUAUGUACUGAAACCACUUGCAUGCCAGUAUAUCACACUGUACAGUAUAGACGUCUCCUUCAUCAACAUUAUACAGUUUCAUUUUAUGUGAAAUAUUUUCCCAAACAACUCAAGUUUCUUUUUGUUAUAGCCAUUGAAUAACAAACAAAUAAAUGAUGAAUUAUAGAAAUUUAUAAAUCAUCAAGUUUCA